GCCGCUCCGGGCCGCAGCGCGAGGGCAGCGAGGGCGGCGGGGACCCGGCACCGGGCGCGGCCGGUGGCAGCGACCAUGAUCGCUUUGUUCAACAAGCUGCUGGACUGGUUCAAGGCCCUGUUCUGGAAGGAGGAAAUGGAGCUCACGCUGGUGGGGCUGCAGUACUCCGGCAAGACCACCUUCGUCAACGUGAUCGCGUCAGGACAGUUCAAUGAGGACAUGAUCCCCACUGUGGGUUUCAACAUGCGCAAAAUCACCAAAGGGAAUGUGACCAUCAAGCUCUGGGACAUUGGGGGACAGCCCCGUUUCCGCAGCAUGUGGGAGCGUUACUGCAGAGGAGUGAGCGCCAUCGUGUAUAUGGUGGAUGCUGCGGACCAGGAGAAGAUCGAGGCCUCCAAGAAUGAGCUCCACAACCUGCUAGACAAGCCACAGCUGCAAGGCAUCCCGGUCCUAGUCCUUGGUAACAAGCGAGACCUCGCAGGAGCACUAGAUGAGAAGGAGCUGAUUGAGAAAAUGAAUCUGUCUGCUAUCCAGGACCGAGAGAUCUGCUGCUAUUCCAUCUCCUGCAAAGAGAAGGACAACAUAGACAUCACCCUACAGUGGCUUAUUCAACACUCAAAGUCACGGAGAAGCUGAGACUGUGGCUCCUUCUUCCAACCAGGGACCACAGUCACCCUAACCUGAAGCCGAGCUCCCCGCCCACCCUGUUGUGUCCCCCUAAGCCCAUCCCUCCUUACCCAGUGUGGGGAGGGCCCUCUGGGGCUCCUAGAGUCCCAUUCUGCUGAGGUUUCGACUCCUGUUUUUAUUGUAAAAUAAUUGCCCCCCCCAACCUGGUCCCCUAACCUCUCUCCCUUGCUCUCUUUGUCCCUUCAGCUAGUCUCAUCCACUUCCCUCCCCUCCCAACAGCCCUGGCCCCGCAAUCCCUGUCCUCAACUUUCUGUCCCACCCUCUAUGUCCCUUUUCAACACUCUGUUACUGUCCUGUGUGUACAGUAUAUAUAUGUAUAUAUAUUUUAAUUUUUUAAUUUAAGCAAAGACUAAGAUCAACCAUUUGAUGCUGCAGGGGCCAAUUAGGACCUGGGAGAGGCAAACUGGAAAGACAGGAAGAGAUGCAGGGUCAGGGUCGACUUGGGGCAAAUUCAGAUGCAAAAAAAGCGGAGGCUGGCACUUGGGACAGGCAACGGCCUGGCCACUAGUGGUUGUUCCCGCAUCCUGAAAAGCAUUUCUGUCUCCCAGUAGAGGGCCUGAAUAUUCAGGCCAGCAGGAGCCUCCUUUUCUGUCCCCAGCCUUGGUAGGACCACCAGGCCUAAGCAGGAGGAAGCCAGCGUCCAUGCCAUCCCAGCGAGCCCCACCCUCACUGUCCCUGGCCCCAGCUCCUGCCUCUGCCCAGGGCCCCCACCUCCAGGCCCACCUCAUUUUCUGUUCUCAUUUCACAGAGUUGUACAAGGAGAGAACUCAGCAUGGGGGAGGGUUUGGUUCUUUUGUUUUGUUUGUUUAUUUGUUUAAUUUAAUAAUUUGUAAAGUGAUGUUCCUCUUCCUUUUUACACUUUUCAGCUCAUAUUUAACCUCUGUUUGGAAAAUGAUUCUUGUAACUGUACAUUUUUUUUCCUCCUAAUAAUGACACCAAUAAAUUACCAAUUUUGUGUUGUGUGUGUGUG
Acomys russatus (golden spiny mouse) is the source of this 1657-nucleotide messenger RNA. RefSeq names its product ADP ribosylation factor like GTPase 8A (gene Arl8a). Gene Ontology annotation, molecular function: GTPase activity; GTP binding. Gene Ontology annotation, biological process: anterograde axonal transport; protein transport. Gene Ontology annotation, cellular component: lysosomal membrane. NCBI's taxonomy places the organism in Eukaryota, Metazoa, Chordata, Mammalia, Rodentia, Muridae. The record is from RefSeq and is a predicted model, not a curated record.